CUAUUCUUCUUUUUUUCUCUCCUGAAUGGAAAGAAACUCUCAUUUCACUUCGUCUAGUUUCAGAUCUUUGCUCUCAGGGAUCAGAUAUCAGCACUUGGUGGCUGGUCUGUGUGGAGGUGUGGCUUCUACGCUAGUGACACACCCAUUUGAUCUCAUUAAGCUAAGAUUUGCAGUUCAAGAUGGAGCAGUAACUGAUCAAAGACCUAAAUACCAGGGGCUUACUCAUGCCUUCAGAACUAUAUACAGACAGGAUGGGAUACUAGGCCUCUAUAGGGGUUCCAGUGCUAAUGUGGUUGGAGCUGGUCUUUCAUGGGGAUUUUAUUUCUUUUUCUAUAAUGCAUUCAAGUUUCAAGCUCAAGAUGGCAACCUCAAGCGGCAGCUUAGCCCAUUAAUGCACAUGCUCCUAGCAUCAUGUGCUGGCGUCCUAACACUAAGUCUAACCAAUCCCAUUUGGGUCAUAAAGACUAGGUUGUGUCUACCAGAUACAGAGAGUGUUCCUUCUCACAUGAGAUACAAAGGACUCAGAGAUGGGUUGUGGAAACUUUACAAAUACGAAGGUAUUAGAGGACUCUAUAAAGGAUAUAUUCCUGGUUUAGUUGGUACUAGUCAUGGCACGAUACAGUUCGUGGUGUAUGAAGAAUUAAAGAAAACUUAUUGUAACUAUCAAUCUAUACCAAUCACAGCUCAACUAGGUCCGUUAACAUACAUUGCAAUGGCUGCCACUUCAAAGGCAGUUGCAGCAUCAGUCACUUAUCCUUAUCAAGUCAUAAGAGCCAGACUACAGGAUCAGGAGCAGAAGUACAGUGGUGUCAUUAGUACUAUUAAAAGAACAUGGCGUAACGAAGGCUAUAAAGGUUUUUACAAAGGACUUAAACCAAAUUUAAUUAAGGUUGUUCCUGCCACAUGUAUCACAUUCGUUGUUUACGAGUAUAUGUCAAAACUAUUACUGCAGCAAUAGUUUCAUGUAUCACUCUCUCAUUAUUAUUAUUAUUAUUAUUAUUAUUUAUGAUCAUGUUUUCAUUAUUUUCUUUGUUUUGCUUAAUAUAUUUAUUAUAUUACAACAUGUACAAUUAUGGGAAAAUAAAUUUCAAGAGAUAUUUUUAUG
This is a messenger RNA of Amphimedon queenslandica, 1105 nucleotides long. Its product is annotated as mitochondrial folate transporter/carrier-like. NCBI's taxonomy places the organism in Eukaryota, Metazoa, Porifera, Demospongiae, Haplosclerida, Niphatidae. The coding region runs from base 26 to 958 and encodes 310 amino acids. The record is from RefSeq and is a predicted model, not a curated record. Gene Ontology annotation, biological process: nucleotide transport; transmembrane transport. The transcript is spliced from 11 exons.